AAGCAAGAGAACUGAUUACAAAAGGAGGCCAUCAACAGAGUUUGCUUUAGAUACAGCCCGAUAUCAACUAAAUGUGGUAGAGACCUUUAAGAAGACAAGAGAAAAAUGUAUAAGCUCGAUCUUCCUGUGGAUAUGAAGGAAAGCGCCGCCAUAGAAAGGCGGCGAAAUCGGGAGUUGCAGCGGCAAAGUCGAAUAUUCAACGCCCGAGUACGAACCAUCGGGAUUGACCUAAAUGCACUCAGUGAGCAAGUGAGUGACCGUACAAGACGCGAAGUUGAAGAGCAAAGACGACACAAUGCUUUUGCUGCUGACAUGACAAGAAAUGACAAGAUCGCUGCUUUACUUCAAAAGCGCCAAGAGCAUGACAUUCGUGAGCUGAACAAGGCUGUGAAUGAGUUCCGCCAUUCACAUCAACAGCCAGAUGGUCGACGAGAGUUUGACCUGAAUGAUCCUGAUAGUUUGAAGAAAGACAAGCCAGCCAGGGUCUCAGAUGAUGAUCCACGAUGUGGUGUAGCAUCACUUCAGAAAUUUGUUGGUGAAGAUUUGAAUGGCAAGGCACGUCAAAAGUUACAACAAGAACAGGCCCGGGAAUGGAUUAAACAGCAGACAAAUGAAAAGGACCAAGCCCUUGCAAAUCAGAAGUAUGCAGAUCACUUGUAUGAUUUGAAAGCUAGGGAAAUGGACCAAAGGGCCUGUGAACUUGCAAGUGCAGAAGCAGAUUGUCGCCGUGCAAUAAACAUGGCAACUAAAGACGUGAAUUUAGCUUUGAAGAGAGAGAGACAAGCCAAGGAAGAUGCAGAAAAGCAACAGGAACAAGAUGACAACUUUACUGAAAUUUCUAAUUCUGUGUUUGGCGACAUGCUUACAGAAAACCCUGAUGUGGCCCAGAGUGCCUUUGGACCACACAGAGUUAUUACUGAUCGGUGGAAGGGCAUGAGCCCAGCUCAACUUGCUGAAAUAAGGCGCAUUCAAAAGGCACAGAUGGACGAUAAGGAGAGGCUGAAACAGCAAGAAGAAGAGCAGGAAAAAGAAUACAACAGACUGAGGCUGACACAAGCCAAGGCAGCAAUACUGGCUGAGCGUAGCAUUGAAAGAAAGAAAAAGGAGAUUGACAGAGACCAGGCUGAUGAGAACAGAAGACUGUCAGCUGAACAGAGGGCAAAGCUUGAAUACUUGGACCAAGAGGUCUACACUAAUGCUCCUACAGCAGCGUACUUUAUGCAGUUCAACACAAACAGUAGAUGAGACAUUCUUGUCAGUUUAAUACAUUGUAGUUACGAUGUCCACUGCAAAACCUUUCGUUGACUUUUUGUGUAUUUUAAAAGAUCAUAAAUUGCAUCUGGGAGCGUCUUGCUAAGGUUUGAGAAACUCAAAUGAUGUGAACAAAGCUUCAAUCUGCAAGGUGUCUGCCAUUUUAAAGAAUUUUAUUUAGUCUUCAGAAUUUUAUUUACACUGAAUGUAUAUCUUUAUGUACAUGGCAAUAAAUUUAAGAAAAUUUGUGA
This is a messenger RNA of Orbicella faveolata, 1502 nucleotides long. RefSeq names its product RIB43A-like with coiled-coils protein 2. The record is from RefSeq and is a predicted model, not a curated record. NCBI's taxonomy places the organism in Eukaryota, Metazoa, Cnidaria, Anthozoa, Scleractinia, Merulinidae.